CUACUGCCAGUGAGGCGAGCACAGCGGAGCAGCAGACAAUCAGUGCCUGCCCGAGUCUUCCACUUCCUGUCUAAGGAACCAUGGAACCAGGAGGCGAGUGGAGACAGCCAAUCACAGACAGGCUCACUCUUCCAUUCCAUGCCCCAGUUCCAUGCCACUCUGCCCUGCCAGACCAGAGCAGGCAUUUCUGGAAAGCUUAGUUCUUAACUAUGUUAGCUACUUUGUUGGUUGCAAUGCAAUUUCCCAUUGGCAACUACCGAAGUUGCUAACUGCUAACAACUACGCUUUCCAGAAAUGCACCCCAGAGCAGGCCAGCGGCAUUGCACACCCAGCACAGCAGCCAGAGCCACUAGGGGUAUUUAUAGACUGGAUCUCUCCCUCUCCACAAGAGUGUUCCUGUUCCUUCCACUGUUGUAAACGAAGCUUAUAGGACUGUUGCUGCUCCUUUGCUCCAGCUGUCCACCACAUUAAACCGUUCCAGCUCCAUCCUCCUUUGGGAAGGGCUUGCCAACCAAGAAGCAUGGCAGAGAGAGAGAGAGAGAGUGGGUGGGGAGACGUGACAUGGGUAUGGGGUCUUGUGGGGGAAGUGCCCAUGAACUUUUCGUCAGCGGUUGGUCUGGUGGUACUGUUUACUUGUUCAGCAUUGUGCGUCUGCGUUUCCUUUCAAGGACUGGCCUAACCCAAACAGUAAGAUGUGGUGGAAAGUUUGAAGACGAUCUGUAUUUUCAUGGCUGAAUGUAUUGUGGUCCACUUCUCCUGGUGUGCCGUAAUAACUCCAAGUUGCGACAGUUCUUUAUAGCCAAAGAUCUGUAGUAGGAUGGUUGAGGUGAUGCAGAAUUUAUGUUCAAUUUGUCAAAGUGCAUUAUAAGGCCUCAGGGUUGUGAAGAUGGAAUGCAAACCUUGUAGCGUAGCGUGUGCUGCUUCUUGUCUUGUUGAAAAGGCUCUCAAAAAGCAGUGGCAACGGUGUGGAGGAGGUGGCGUUGUAGGACCUGUAGUCUCCAGGGAACUGUUUUAGCUGCUGCCGCACCUCUUGUCACACAGGCCUAGCCUACAACAGUGAGAGGAAGCAGGCCUUGUAACGGCAGCGGAUGCUUCCUGUGUUCAAACCCUGCCCUGGCUGCUUCAUGUUUGUACCACCACCACCACCGCGUGUCUGGCAUGGCUACGAAGGACCCCUAUACUGUCUGCAGGCCUAGGCAGUCAUCCAGAAAAAGUCAAGCAAGCUACUGCACCCACGAUCCAGAGGUUACCAACGUGACUCAUGAUAGUGGUUUGUGAAGAGUGAGCCGAGAAUAGCUCACAAGAUCUCUUGCUUCAUCACAUGCGAUGCAAACCACUGCUGCAUCUCUGCUGUUUGGUCACAGAGAACUCUGCCUCUAUGCACAGCCUAGCUCAGAAAACUCAUUUUUUCUGACAGUUUCUCUGACCGUUCUCGGAGUUCGGAGAGGUGGGAAAGAUACUCGUCAGUGUGCUUAUCAAGUCCCUGUCACAAAGUGACAUUGAUCACACCCAACUUUUAAAAGGAGGCAAAUAAGAAAUGUCAGGAAGUUGAGAUGUCAAGCUCUGCUUGAGUCAAACACGAACAAUAACAAUGAUGGUGGGCGUAAGAACAAUUAUUAUUAUUAUUUUUAAGUCACAGAAGAACAUCUUUUUAGAUAUAGGCCCAUGACCAAUCCAAUAGACAAAUCCACAUAUCCAAAACUGAAGGAUCAAUGCAUCCGUAGCCUACUCUGCUCCGAUAAUUACAACUCAACUUAGUUUUUUAUAUCAAGGGCGGCGAAUGGGUGGCAUCGAUCACACUCCUUUUCUGACAUUUGAAAGGGCGAAAAGGUCAAAGUGAAAUGGCACGGGGAUGCGGAGAAUGCCAGGGGACGUCCCAUGCUCUUGAUAAUUGCUAGCGACUUAUGAUUGAUUAGCCAUCGACAUGCAGCUCACAUCUGACCAAACACAACAUCCAGGUGACUUUGUCCCGAUCCCAACUAAAGCUGUCAGCAGCCCUGAUUUCCAGAUGAGAACAGCAGAGGAACUCUGAGAUGGCAAGCUGGUCACUAGCUGUGGAAGGAAGCACAACAUGGCACUAAUAUUGCAUCGACUCUUCCAAGAAAGGAGAGAGACACACUGUCACCUCGUACCCUCGCCAUCAGGAGACUGCAGAGGAGUAGAAAGUAAAUUGGAGUCCCCAAGGUUUGUAGGCAGAAGACAGAGUUUGAUAGAAGAUGCGCGGAAAGAGAGGGAGGCAGCGGCUGCCGCAGCUGAGGCUGCCGAAGCGAACGAACAGAUUGUGUUUGAGGAGGACGACGGAAAGGCACUGCUCAAUCUUUUCUUCACUUUAAAACGGUCAAAGAGCCCCACGCUGUCUCGGGCACUGAAGGUUUUUGAGACAUUUGAGUCCAAGAUCCACCACCUAGAGAGUCGUCCUAGCAGGAAGCCUCGAGACGGCUUGGAGGACCUGGAGUACUUCGUCCAGUGCGAGGUCCACCUGUCGGACGUCAGCACCCUGGUCAGCUCCAUCAGGCGCAUCGCAGAGGACGUGCGCACCACCAAAGAAGUCAAAUUCCAUUGGUUUCCAAAGAAGAUUACGGAGCUAGAUCACUGUCAUCAUCUGGUUACCAAAUUCGAUCCCGACCUAGAUCAGGACCAUCCAGGAUUUACUGAUCCAGUCUACAGGGAAAGGAGGAAGAUGAUCGGAGAAAUUGCCUUCAAAUACAAGCAUGGAGAGCGUAUACCACGGGUUGAGUACACAGAGGAGGAGAUCGGUACAUGGCGCGAGGUAUACGGCACCCUGAGGGACCUGUACAGCACCCACGCCUGCAGCGAGCACCUGGAGGCCUUCCGGCUGCUGGAGAAGCACUGCGGCUACUCCCCCGACAACAUCCCCCAGCUGGAGGACGUCUCCUGCUUCCUCAAAGAGCGCACAGGCUUCACGUUGCGGCCGGUGGCCGGGCUGCUAUCGGCGAGGGACUUCCUGGCCAGUCUGGCCUUCCGGGUGUUCCAGUGCACGCAGUACAUCCGCCAUGCGUCCUCACCCAUGCACUCCCCAGAGCCGGACUGUGUUCACGAACUUCUGGGCCAUGUUCCCAUACUGGCUGACAAGACAUUUGCACAGUUCUCCCAGGCAAUUGGUCUGGCCUCUCUCGGAGCCAGUGAGGAAGACAUAGAGAAACUGUCCACGAUGUACUGGUUCACUGUGGAGUUUGGCCUGUGUAAGCAGGCUGGGACAGUGAAGGCCUAUGGAGCAGGACUCCUCUCCUCCUAUGGGGAACUAGUGCACGCCCUGUCUGAUGAGCCUGAGAGGAGGGAGUUUGACCCGGACGUGGUAGCGGUUCAGCCCUACCAAGAUUACAACUACCAGUCUGUCUACUUCGUCUCCGAGAGCUUCAUGGAUGCCAAAGAGAAGCUCAGGCGAUAUGUGGCAGGCAUCAAGCGUCCCUUCUCUGUGCGGUUUGACCCUUACACAUACAGCAUCGAGGUGCUGGACAACCCCCUGAAGAUCCGUGGAGGUCUGGAGUCCCUGAAGGAUGACCUGAAGGUUCUUAGCGAUGCCCUGAACGUGCUGGCAUGAUUGACAACUGGUCAAGCGUCAAAUGCUUUGGUGUGAUGGCAAUGUGUGCCACUGUUAGUCAUUUCCCCAUGUGCUUCUCUGUACAUAGAACCGGUGCACGCUGUUGCUUUGAAGAAAUACGGAUGGCGAGAAAAAAGAAAAUAUGAGCCAGGUGGCAUUAGAGCUUAGAUGCUAAAUGCCACAAUGACCUCCAAAGAGCAUUUAUUGUAACUGAUCACUUUUAUGACUUCAAAUAUCAAGUCAAUAAGACAUGUUCUAUUUUAUUUUGAUAUGUGUGUGUGUGUGACUUAACUAAUACAUGUAUAUGGAAACAAGAACAGCCUUGUCGCUGCUGCAUCAAGUCCUUCAACUGAAGUUAUUAUAUGGGGAAUGGCCCGUAGAGUACAGUAUGUAUAUUUAAUAUUCAAUGGAGAUGUAUAAUGUAUAUUUAAUGAGAUUUCAUAAAAGCAGACUAUGUUUUCUGCCCCAAGUUGGCGAUACUGUAUAACAAUUACAGUCUUAAAGGAGUCCAAAAGUGUGAUGUGGUGGUGAUCAGGUGGGUAACCUGGCAUGACAACUUGCUCUCGUCCUCAGAGCAGGAAACGUUGUGUGAUGUGUUCUAUAUGUCAUGUGUUGGCAUUAUCAAAUGCACCUGUAUUUGCAUAUCUGUUUGCCCUCUUGGGCAGGAUAAGUGCUGCUUCUGUAAAGACAAAAUAAUCUCAGAGUAAUUGAAUUAAAC
Engraulis encrasicolus (European anchovy) is the source of this 4280-nucleotide messenger RNA. RefSeq names its product tyrosine hydroxylase (gene th). Lineage: Eukaryota; Metazoa; Chordata; Actinopteri; Clupeiformes; Engraulidae. The record is from RefSeq and is a predicted model, not a curated record. Gene Ontology annotation, molecular function: iron ion binding; tyrosine 3-monooxygenase activity. The transcript is spliced from 15 exons. Gene Ontology annotation, cellular component: cytoplasm; axon; perikaryon. Bases 2072 to 3562 code for a protein of 496 amino acids. Gene Ontology annotation, biological process: dopamine biosynthetic process from tyrosine.